GUGACUCAAUUCUUCUUCCUUCUUCUCCUCCCUCUGUCAAACACACACAUACACACACACUUGUCGUUUUCUUCGUUCUAUUCUAUCUUCCUUCAUUCCACCAUUAAUGGAAGCUGCCCACAUGACCCAAUUAUAUGUGCAUGGUAGCUUCAUUGGGGCAUUUUGGUGAAAAGUGAGCUAUAGAAAAGUAUGACUGCAAUGGAAAACUUGAGGCAAAAAUUAGCUAUGGCUGUCAAAAGCAUCCAAUGGAGCUAUGCCAUCUUCUGGUCCAUUUCCACAACAGAACCAGGGGUAUUGACAUGGAGUGAUGGGUACUACAAUGGAGACAUCAAGACAAGGAAAACAUUACAAGCAGAAGAAAUGAAGGACGAUGAUGAGGAUGAAUUGGGAUUUCAAAGAACAGAGCAAUUAAGACAACUUUACGAAUUACUUUCGGUUUCAGCCGGUGGUGAACGUGAACCACAAACAAGAAGGCCCUCAGCUGCAUUAUCCCCUGAAGAUCUUACAGACACCGAAUGGUAUUUCUUGGUUUGCAUGACAUUUGAGUUCACUAAUGGUCAAGGAUUGCCAGGAAGAACAUUGGCAAAGAAUAGCAGUAGUUGGUUAUGCAAUGCUCACUUUGCGGAUAGCGAAGUCUUCAGUCGCUCUCUUCUUGCAAAAAGUGCAUCGAUUCAGACUGUGGUAUGCAUUCCAUAUUUAGAAGGUGUGGUCGAGUUUGGCAUAACCGAGAUGGUUUUAGAAGAUGAGGACAUCAUUAAGCAGAUUAAAGCUUUUAUCAGUGAUCCUGCAACUCAAAAGGUUGUUGAAAUCCCUUUAGAGCUUGAGCUUGAAUAUGAUCAAACCCUAGUUACAAAGACUACUCAUAAUUCACCCAAAAACAGUUUGAAUCAUCACUGUUUUCAAUCCCAAGAGCAGAGCUGGCAGUUUGUAGAUGAUGAAGAGGAAGGAGAAGAGAUUAGUGUCUACCAUAAUAAUAAUAAUAAUAAUUCCAGUAGUUCAAGUGAUUGUAUAUCUCAAAACUUAGUCAGUGGUCCAAGUAAUCUGUGGACUGAAGAUGAUAGUCGAUAUCAGUCUGUUCUUUCGAAGAUAUUCAACAACACCCAAAGAUUGAUUUUGGGACCUCAUUCAAGAAGCUGCAGUUAUAAUGAAUCGGCUUUCAUGAGUUGGAAAAAUCACUAUGGAAUGGAAUUGGAAAGGAAUCGAAAGGGAAGUUGUUCACAAAUGUUACUGAAGAAGGUGCUUUUUGAGGUCCCCAAAAUGCAUGAGCAUGAGGAUGAUACAAAGAAACUCAACCAUCGGUUUUCUCUUCUCAGCUCCAUGGUCCCUUGUAGAGGCAAGGUUGACAAAGUGUCUCUGCUUGAUGAUACUAUCGAUUACUUAAAAACUCUGAAGAGAAGGGUGAAAGUGUUGGAAUCCAAUGAAGAUAGAAAAAACAAGAAAUCCCAGCAGCACGACAUGAUUCAAAUGCAAGAAAGAACAUGUGAUAAUUAUUACGGAAACAAAAGAAAAGCUUGUUGUGAUGUUGAAGAUUUACAGUUAGAAGAAGAAGAAAAGGAUUGUAUUACAGUGAGCGCGAUAGAAAAGGAUGUUACGAUUGAGAUUCGGUGCAGAUGGCGAGAAAAUAUGAUGGUACAAGUGUUUUAUGCAAUCAGCAGCCUAAACUUGGAAUCUUAUUCGGUUCAUUCUUCUACUGUUGAUGGGAUUCUCACAUUGACCAUUGAAUCUAAGUUAAAGAGUUGUACGGCAUCCACCGCAAAGAUGAUCAGGCAGGCACUACAGAGAGUAAUUGGUAGGAGUUGUUCAAGUUUCUAGUACACAUAUUACAUAUACGUGAGUGAGAGUCUAUAUAUAUAAAUAUUAUUUUUGUACAUUAACAAGUGUUUUGGUAUUUGUACUACUACACAAACGUUAUAUACCAUUAGUUGUGUGCACAAUGACAUGCAUACAUAUAUUAUACA
Lactuca virosa is the source of this 1958-nucleotide messenger RNA. The record is from the annotation of a GenBank genome assembly. Lineage: Eukaryota; Viridiplantae; Streptophyta; Magnoliopsida; Asterales; Asteraceae.